Sugiyamaella lignohabitans is the source of this 1200-nucleotide messenger RNA. RefSeq names its product Ecm22p (gene ECM22). Bases 1 to 1200 code for a protein of 399 amino acids. Gene Ontology annotation, biological process: regulation of transcription by RNA polymerase II. The record is from RefSeq and is a predicted model, not a curated record. Lineage: Eukaryota; Fungi; Ascomycota; Dipodascomycetes; Dipodascales; Trichomonascaceae. The transcript has a single exon. Gene Ontology annotation, molecular function: DNA-binding transcription activator activity, RNA polymerase II-specific; zinc ion binding.
AUGCCACCAACUACCACUAAAGCUAACACGACCAAACACGUUAAAUCUCAUUAUGGAUGUUUAUCAUGCAAAUCAAGAAAGAUUAAAUGCGAUGAGACUAAGCCUGUUUGCAGGAGAUGUAAGAUCCAGCACUUAGACUGUGUGUAUAGCCCAGAUUGGUCUCAACGUCGCAAAAGAGCUCGUGAAGACGCAGUGGCAAAGAGUUCUGCCAGUCCCAGCACUGCCUCUUCAACACCUGUUGACAGUUCCCAAUUAAGGCCUCGCUUUGAUGCUUUUACUUCAACUGAGCCGAUUGCCAACAUUCCUAUAACUACAGAACUUAAGCUGCUAUAUCACUGGACGGCCUUUACUUGGCAAACUUUCCGUGCUUAUGACACGUAUUUCCAGACAGAAAUUCCCAAGCAGGCUUUUGAAUAUCGCCUGCUGCUAGAUUCGAUAUUGCUAUUAGCUGCAGCCCAUUCCUAUCAUCUUGAACCAACUGAAGAGAUUCACGAUGCAUUAGAGGUAUACAAAUACAGGACGAUAGUGGGUGUUCGACACGAGAUUCAAAAUGCAGCUAUGGGGACUCAACCUCCAGCUGGACUAGCAUGGUCCAGUGCAUUUCUAGCAGUAUUCUACCUAACAUGCGAGAGUGACAGAGAAUUUGCAGGGCUGUCCCAGGGAUGGAGGCCGCUUUUCCAGGGCAUGAAAGAUAUAUUUCUUGCCAUGAAGAAGGAUGAGUUGCCAGUGGUUCUAAAAAGUGUUCCACGGAUGGAUGACAACCAUGACAGUGAAAAGUAUUUUGUUCUACUGGAAAAUAUAUAUAAGGAUAGGGCAAGUGGGGAGGCCUUGAUGGUAUAUGAAGAAACAGCGAAAUCUUUAGCUCUAUAUAUUGCCAAGCUAUUAUCGAAUCCUGAAGAUAACGCUGCUAUUCAUGUUUCACGAUGGAUUCUAGCUGGCAUGUCAGACGACUUUGUGCGGCUUGUUAACGACUUUGAUCCUGUAGCUUUAACGUUCUUGGCAACUUUUUUCUCAGUCAUGUCAUCUCUACCAUUUUGGUUUUACGGUAUUUAUGCUUGGAAACAUCAUUUGCGAAUCAAAGCAAAGAUUCCGCCAGAUAUGCAUCAUUUUCUCGAACCUAGUUAUAUUGGACUCAAAUCGACACCACCUUAUCAAGAUAAUCCAACAACCACCGUGAAGAUCGAGACCAAGACGCCAUAA